UGUAUAUAUCCUGACUUCCUGAGUCCCAAAUUCCCGAUAUCAGAACAAAUUAGCCCCCUUCCGAAUAUCAACUGAAUUCAUAUUGAAGAUCAUUUGCUACGUGUUACUGCUGUAUAGGCGUUUGUCACAUAUUGUAUAUAAACCUAUAGGUCGAUCCAACAAAGCGUGAGAUAUACAUUGAAGAGUUCUUUGAAGUGAUUGUGUCUAUCAAAUAUACAACACAAACUGUCACUAUGGUACUCAAAAACUUUGCAGCGAAACUGAAGUGUAAGUGUAUACCACAAUCACCCCACAAGUUAGCGCAGCGAACCUCGCAAGUGAUAAUCGUCAGUUUAGGAGGGGAUGACGACACGUUGUCCGAUAAUAUAAGCGGAUUGCCCGAUAAUAUAGCAAGCGCGUCGAAGGACAGCUGGAAAGCAGUCCGGCAAUCGAUGGCAAAAGCUAGGUCACAAAGUGCAAGGUCGAAAACAAAAAAAUUAAUCGAAUCAAACGAACCCUUGCGCAGAACCUACACUUGGAACCCGAGUCGUACAAGUUGUGGACGCUCCAUUCCCACAUUAUCAGAUCUUAUCCGCUCAGAAGAAAACAACUUUCCAAUAACAAGGGUGGAAUUUAUGAAGUAUGCAAGAGCACACUCGUGCGAAGAGAACGUGGGGUUUCUGAUGGAAUUUGAACGACUAAGAACACUCACGAGGAGGAUUCGUGGGAGAGAAAAUUAUCACGAGUUAGUGGCACAUAUGGCAGUCAAAGUAUUAGAUACGUUUGUACAUGAUUCCGCUCCUCAUACUCUCAACAUCAACUUCAAGCUGCGAACACAAGCGUCCCAAUACACCGAAGAUCACGAUUUAGAAAAACUGAUAACUUCUCUGAGCGCAAUUGCUAUUGUAAUUGAAAAAAUGCUAGAAUACGAUGUAUGGGAACGGUUCGUCCAGAAAAAAGAAUCCUCAGGCGAAGAUAUAUAAAUUUCAAAUUCAAUUCCAAAGUUAUGCUUUUAGUGCAAGUGCUAUGUAACUUGACUGAAGGGUUGUAAUAUAUACAUACACCACGAGGGAUCUGCCUGUUGAAUUCAUUCUGAUACAUAUAAAAGUACG
Molecule: messenger RNA, 1091 nt
Organism: Sphaeroforma arctica JP610
Lineage: Eukaryota; Ichthyosporea; Ichthyophonida
Exons: 1
Coding region: 234-962 (242 amino acids)
Source: RefSeq, a predicted model, not a curated record